Messenger RNA from Trichosurus vulpecula (common brushtail), 5442 nucleotides. RefSeq names its product myosin VI (gene MYO6). Gene Ontology annotation, molecular function: ATP binding; microfilament motor activity; actin filament binding. Gene Ontology annotation, cellular component: endocytic vesicle; ruffle; myosin complex. NCBI's taxonomy places the organism in Eukaryota, Metazoa, Chordata, Mammalia, Diprotodontia, Phalangeridae. The record is from RefSeq and is a predicted model, not a curated record. Bases 294 to 4121 code for a protein of 1275 amino acids. The transcript has 35 exons. Gene Ontology annotation, biological process: endocytosis; actin filament organization; vesicle transport along actin filament.
GCCGCCGUCACCGCCAGGAGCCCGGCGCCAGCGCUCUGUCCUCUUUCCCGCUGGGCAGCCGCUCGGUCUUCCUUCCUUCUUCUCUUCCCUCUGCUCCCUCUCUCGGCCGCCUCGGCUCGGGGACACCCCGCCCGCCGCCGCCGCGGCUCACCUGCAUCCCGGUCCAGGUACUGCAUGAGGUUCUCAGCUAACCAAGACUGAAGAGAGAGAAUUCUUGCCUUCAAGUAGUCUGCAUUCUGUUGGGAGAACAGCACAUACAUUUACUGGAAAGUGUGGAUAGAUCCUCAAAAAAAAUGGAAGAUGGAAAGCCCGUUUGGGCUCCACAUCCCACGGAAGGAUUUCAGAUGGGCAAUAUUGUGGAUAUUGGUCCAGACAGCUUGACAAUUGAACCUUUAAACCAAAAAGGGAAGACAUUUUUGGCUCUUAUAAACCAAGUGUUUCCUGCAGAAGAGGAUAGUAAAAAGGAUGUGGAAGAUAACUGCUCACUGAUGUACUUAAAUGAAGCCACACUCCUCCAUAAUAUCAAAGUACGAUAUAACAAAGAUAGAAUUUAUACAUAUGUGGCCAACAUCCUGAUUGCAGUGAACCCUUACUUUGACAUACCUAAAAUAUAUUCUUCAGAAACAAUUAAACAGUAUCAAGGAAAAUCUCUUGGAGUAUUGCCACCUCAUGUCUUUGCAGUUGCUGACAAAGCUUUUCGAGACAUGAAGGUGCUCAAAAUGAGUCAGUCGAUCAUUGUGUCUGGAGAAUCAGGUGCUGGCAAAACUGAAAAUACUAAAUUUGUUCUUAGAUAUCUCACGGAAUCCUAUGGUACAGGCCAAGAUAUUGAUGAUAGAAUUGUGGAAGCCAACCCAUUGUUAGAAGCUUUUGGGAAUGCAAAGACUGUUCGUAACAAUAACAGCAGCCGUUUUGGAAAAUUUGUUGAAAUACAUUUCAAUGAAAAGAAUGCAGUUGUUGGUGGAUUUGUUUCACACUACCUUCUAGAGAAAUCUAGGAUCUGUGUUCAAGGCAAAGAAGAAAGGAAUUAUCAUAUCUUUUACAGACUGUGUGCUGGUGCUUCUGAAGAUAUUAGGGAAAAACUUCAUUUAAGCUCUCCAGACAAUUUUCGGUAUUUAAAUCGAGGUUGCACUAGGUUCUUCGCUAAUAAGGAUACAGACAAACAGAUUUUACAGAACCGCAAAAGUCCUGAGUACCUUAAAGCAGGUUCCCUGAAAGAUCCUCUUUUAGAUGAUCAUGGUGAUUUCAAUAGGAUGUGCACAGCCAUGAAAAAGAUUGGUUUGGAUGAUGAAGAGAAACUCGAUCUUUUCAGGGUCGUAGCUGGUGUCCUGCAUCUUGGAAAUAUUGAUUUUGAGGAAACUGGCAGCACCUCAGGUGGUUGUAACCUGAAGAACAAAUCUACUCAGUCUUUGGAGUGUUGUGCUGAGUUGCUGGGUUUGGAUCAAGACGAUCUUCGAGUGAGUUUAACCACAAGAGUCAUGCUUACAACAGCAGGGGGCACCAAAGGAACAGUUAUAAAGGUACCCCUGAAGGUGGAGCAAGCCAACAAUGCACGUGAUGCUUUGGCAAAAACUGUCUAUAGUCAUCUUUUUGAUCAUGUGGUGAACAGAGUAAAUCAGUGUUUUCCUUUUGAAACAUCAUCAUUUUUUAUUGGAGUGCUAGAUAUUGCUGGUUUUGAGUACUUUGAACACAACAGUUUUGAACAGUUUUGCAUCAACUAUUGCAAUGAAAAGCUACAACAGUUUUUCAAUGAAAGGAUUUUGAAGGAGGAACAAGAGCUGUACCAAAAAGAAGGUUUAGGAGUCAAUGAAGUGCACUAUGUGGAUAAUCAGGAUUGUAUUGACUUAAUUGAAGCAAAAUUAGUGGGAGUACUAGAUAUUUUGGAUGAAGAAAAUCGUCUUCCUCAACCAAGUGAUCAGCACUUUACAGCUGCAGUUCAUCAGAAGCACAAGGACCAUUUUCGUCUUACUAUUCCCAGGAAAUCCAAAUUGACUAUUCACAGGAAUAUCAGAGAUGAUGAAGGUUUUAUCAUCAGGCAUUUUGCUGGAGCUGUGUGCUAUGAAACAACUCAGUUUGUUGAGAAAAACAAUGAUGCUUUGCAUAUGUCACUUGAAUCCUUAAUAUGUGAAUCCAGGGAUAAAUUUAUUCGGGAAUUAUUUGAGUCAUCCACAAACAACAACAAAGACACUAAACAAAAAGCAGGAAAACUUAGCUUCAUCAGCGUGGGGAACAAAUUCAAGACACAGUUAAAUUUGCUCCUGGAAAAAUUGCGCAGCACUGGAUCUAGCUUUAUUCGUUGCAUCAAGCCUAAUUUAAAGAUGACAAAUCACCAUUUUGAAGGUGCUCAGAUUUUGUCCCAACUUCAAUGUUCAGGUAUGGUGUCCGUUUUGGACUUGAUGCAGGGUGGUUUUCCAUCUCGAGCCUCAUUUCAUGAGCUCUAUAACAUGUACAAGAAGUAUAUGCCAGAUAAACUUGCUCGAUUGGAUCCAAGACUCUUUUGCAAGGCUCUAUUUAAAGCUUUGGGUCUAAAUGAACAUGACUACAAAUUUGGAUUAACAAAAGUGUUUUUUAGACCUGGAAAGUUUGCAGAAUUUGAUCAAAUAAUGAAAUCAGACCCUGAUCAUUUGGCUGAACUUGUUAAAAGAGUCAAUCAUUGGCUUGUCUGCAGUCGCUGGAAAAAAGUUCAGUGGUGUUCACUUUCAGUCAUCAAAUUGAAAAACAAAAUAAAAUAUCGUGCUGAUGCAUGCAUUAAAAUACAGAAGACUAUUCGAAUGUGGCUUUGCAAAAGAAGACACAAACCACGCAUUGAUGGUCUUAUCAAAGUGCGCACGUUGAAGAAAAGACUUGACAAAUUUAAUGAAGUAGCAAAUGCUUUGAAAGAUGGAAAACCAGAGGUGAUCAAGAAGAUCAAGGAUCUUGAUGUUUCUAUUGAUACAUUGAUAGCUAAAAUUAAGUCCUCUGUGAUGACCAGGGAACAGAUACAGAAAGAAUAUGAUGCACUAGUUAAAAGCUCAGAGCAACUCCUUAGUGCAUUACAGAAAAAGAAGCAACAGGAAGAAGAAGCAGAAAGACUGAGGAAAAUUCAGGAAGAAAUGGAAAAAGAAAGAAAAAGACUUGAAGAGGAUGAGAAACGCCGAAGAAAGGAUGAAGAAGAAAGGCGCAUGAAAUUGGAAAUGGAGGCAAAGAGAAAACAAGAAGAAGAGGAGAGAAAGAAGAGAGAAGAUGAUGAAAAACGUAUACAGGCUGAAGUGGAGGCACAACUAGCCAGACAGCGUGAAGAAGAAACCCAACACCAGGCAGUGCUUGAACAAGAACGCCGUGACCGUGAACUUGCUAUGAGGAUUGUUCAGAAUGAAGCAGAGCUCAUCAGUGACGAAGCACAGCUUGAUUUAGGAUUACGCAGAGAACAAAUGGCCAAAGAAAUGUCAGAAAUUUUGGCUAGAGGUCCUGCAGUCCAGGCUACCAAAGCAGCUGCUGGAUCAAAGAAAUAUGAUCUUAGUAAAUGGAAAUACGCAGAACUCCGUGAUACAAUCAAUACCUCUUGUGAUAUUGAACUAUUGGCAGCUUGUCGAGAAGAGUUUCAUAGAAGACUAAAAGUCUACCAUGCUUGGAAAUCCAAGAACAAGAAGCGCAAUACAGAAACAGAACAACGUGCACCAAAAUCGGUGACUGAUUAUGAUUUUGCACCAUUUUUGAACAAUUCACCUCAGCAGAACCCAACAACUCAGCUUCCUGCCAGACAGCAGGAGAUUGAAAUGAAUCGGCAGCAACGUUAUUUCCGUAUUCCAUUCAUUCGCCCUGCAGACCAAUAUAAAGAUCCUCAGAAUAAGAAGAAAGGUUGGUGGUAUGCACAUUUUGAUGGCCCUUGGAUUGCCCGACAAAUGGAACUUCAUCCUGACAAACCACCUAUUCUUCUUGUAGCUGGUAAGGAUGACAUGGAGAUGUGCGAGCUAAAUCUUGAAGAGACUGGUCUGACUCGGAAGCGCGGUGCUGAGAUUUUGCCCAGGCAGUUUGAAGAGAUUUGGGAACGCUGUGGUGGCAUCCAGUAUCUUCAGAGUGCAAUUGAAAGCAAGCAGGCUCGGCCUACGUAUGCAACAGCCAUGCUGCAGAACCUGUUAAAAUAAAUGCUGCCCAUUAAGUAUAGAGCUAGGAACUCUGGCAGGAAUACAGAGGAGGAUUCCUUUGUUCUCCAGAGGAUUUAAACAUUCCAUAAUCAUGCUAUAGAGGCUUAAUAUAAAGUGAACAGAUUUUAUUAAUCAAGGGGGUUUGUUAAUUUGUACUUUUUGAGGGUUAGUUUCAGUAGAGAACUCUAAUUUUGAGCUGGAAGACUUUUUGUCCAGUGUUUUUCCAUCUCAGUCUCAAUAGUCUAGUGCAUCUGCCUUUAAAAGCCUCUCAGAAUUCUAACACUUGGCCCAAGUCAACAAAUUCAAUUAUUUCUCAUCUUUUGGCAAUAUACUUCAUUAAAUAAUCAGAGUUACCCUUUUUAAAAGAAGAAACUUUUUAAAAUAUCCAAAGUCCUUGGCUUUUUAAAACCAUUAAAACGAGGGUAUAUUAUACCUUUUAACUGGAAUUAUAAGGCCUUAGCUUUAGUUUCUCACACAGAGAAGGUUAGGCAUUUUUGAAUAUGAUCAAGACGUUGAUAUCUUAGUCAGGGGGCUUUUUAGUAUCUGAACUCAGUAACUUUACCAGGAACUCAUUAAAAGUCUACCUAAAAUUAGAAACUUUAUUUCCCCCCUUUUAUUGAGCCUUAGCUUGAGUGAAACAAUUCUUUAUGAAUUUUGGGAAGAUCUUAAGUGUAUUUGAUGUAUUGUAUAAUAAAGGAGACACUAAAAUUGAUAUCCUGCACAAUUUUCUCUUUUUUGGAAUCUGAAAUGUGUGUUUCUUGAAGAACCUUAGUUUUAUUUUCCUUAGACAAAAAUAUGCAAUUAGUACAAAUGUUUAAUAGAAAAAAUUGCAGAUAAUUCAAUUAGAGAAAAGAAAAACAUAAGGGAAAAGUAUACUGUGGCAUAACUGGAAUGUUUCAUAUAUCUUUUCUGCUUUGUCUCUGCUGUGAUUCAAAUGAUAAAAUUACUUUUGUGUCAAGAUCUUAAGUCACUUAAUGGAAUUUUUGACUACUGUUUUUAGAAUAACUUUUAAUUCUUUUUUAGGCCCAAUACUUUGCCUUUGAGGCUGUUUUGUAACUGUAGCAUUGUUUUAUAGGCUGUAUAAUUUAAAAACUAUUUUGCUGAGUAAUUGCUAAUUUCUUAUGUCUAAAAUAAUUUUAAAAAACGUUUUCCUCAUUGUGUUAAUUCUGAUAAAAUUAUCAGCAGUGUAAAAGUUGAUGUUUAUGAUAUUCAUACUAGAAACUUGAAGGAAAAGUGACAUAGCCUGGGUUGUAUUGGCAUUCUGUUUAAAAGUCAAAAGUCUCAUUUGGCUGUAGUGAACAUUAAAAAUUAGGAAACACAA